This is a messenger RNA of Dermacentor andersoni, 2226 nucleotides long. Its product is annotated as fatty acid hydroxylase domain-containing protein 2. Gene Ontology annotation, biological process: lipid biosynthetic process. Lineage: Eukaryota; Metazoa; Arthropoda; Arachnida; Ixodida; Ixodidae. Gene Ontology annotation, molecular function: iron ion binding; oxidoreductase activity. The record is from RefSeq and is a predicted model, not a curated record.
UUUUCGCUUUUUUUGGUUUUUGAUGUGAACACUCCGGUCAGCUGUACUUGACUCAAGGCAGACUGGCUCGCGUUCUCAUUGCACUCUGCUGAGAGACUCGGGCACGCGCGCGCGGAAGUUGCAAGCACCUGCGCGCUACCUCUACUAUUUCAAACUCGCCAUAGAAAAAACAAAAAAAAUCAUCUCUGAUAUACCACCAGCCUUUCUACAGGAGUCGACGCGUUGCGCGGACUGACAGUUGUCCUUCACCAUGCUGGAGCAACAACAAACCGUGAGAGUGGCAGAGGAGCCUCGAGGCCAGCUGCUGUCAUCACUCAAGAGCUCCGUGUUUAUCCUGGGCACAGCAUUCGUGGUGCUAGUUGCUGGAAGCAACACUCUUACCUGGCACUUGCAGCGCUUCUGGGGGGCAUCAGGCAACUUCUGGCAAGGCCAGUGGGAUGCUGUCGAGGCUUUCUUUGAUGGAGACGAGUUCUCCAAGAGUGUUUGGGGUACAUUUGCUGUGACUUUUGCGGUCUACUGGCUGGUUGGUGGUCUUUACACAAUGAUGGACCUCACUGGGCGUCCCGCAUUUCUGCUGCGGUACAAAAUCCAGGACACAGCUCCAUACCCAGUCACUUUUGGCCAGGUGUGGCGAGUGGUGCGUCAGGUGCUGUUCAACCAGCUGGUGGUGGGACUGCCUUUUGGUCUUGUGGCCCACCAGCUGCUGGUUUGGCGUGGCUACGAUCGCAGCCCCCAGCUGCCCACAUUCCACUGGGUCCUCUUUGAACUGGCAGUCUGCGUCCUGGUGGAAGAGGCAGGCUUCUACUACUCACACAGGCUGCUGCACCAUCCCCGCCUGUACCGGCACAUACACAAGCAGCACCACGAGUGGACCUCUCCGAUCGCCAUCACAGCUGUCUACUGCCACCCACUGGAGCACCUCUGCUCAAACCUUCUGCCACCAUUGCUAGGCGUGCUGCUGCUCGGCUCUCACCCUGCGACAGCUUGGCUUUGGUUUAGUGUGGCCUUGCUUUCCACCCUCAAUGCCCACUCGGGCUUCCACCUGCCAUUCUUUCCGUCGCCGGAGGCGCACGACUACCACCACCUCAAGUUCAACAACAACUAUGGCGUGCUGGGUGUACUUGACCGACUGCACGGCACGGACCAGCAAUUCCGACAGACAGAUGCCUAUCGCCGUCAUGUCAUGUUGCUCAGCCUGGUGCCUCUGAAGGAACUGUGGCCUGCUGAAGGAAAGAAGAGCUCCCAGUAGCAACCUCUGCAUGUGCCCUGUCAAGGCUUCCUCCCACAUGGCCUUGGUGACUGGGGCUGCCUUUCGUCUGAUGUGUCUUGCUUGGCCUGUGUCGUUGCUUCAUGACGAGUCUUGUGCAUGAGCGUGAUGCUCCGUCUGAGCCCCUUUUGUGGCUCAAAACCUGUGAUAAUCUAGACUGCAACACCACCUUACACACCCAGGUCCAGUUAUGCCUUUGGAAACAUUCAGUAGCUUAUUGGAUCCAGUAGCCGCCACCGUGACCCAGCAGCAAAGAUGUUUUUUUGUUGAGCAAGACGUCGCAGGAUUGAUUUCUGGCUGCUCAGGACGGAACAUGAAAAUUCCCAUGAGCUGAGAUUUCAGCAUGCUUCGAAAAAAUGCUAGGUUACAAGUAAUCUGGAACUUUCCAUCGGGGCACCCCUUAUAGUCCUAGGCCAGUAUAACUUAAGGAUUCUUUCUGCUCGACUCUAUUUCCUUUUCAUCAUCCAUCGCUCAUGACUGGCAAAUCCUGGUGAUAACAUAGGUGGCAUGCCACUUGGACAACAGACGAGAUAAAAGGAAAAAUAUUAGAAAUGCAAUCUGUCCCGGACGCACUCUGGAUGGGAGCUCCCGCACAGGUUACAAUGUUCCUGCUUUAUGUUUUGGAAAGUGGUGCUCAUUCACUGCUGUGCCACGCUCUGAAACAUCAAAACAGCACCAAAGGUUGUGCUUGAGGUUUAAGCAGUAGUAUAGAGAAUUUCAACGCAGGCUAAGUGGCUAUGGCAUUCUGAUGCCAACCAUGAGGUCUCGGGCUCAGUUCCUGGCUAUGGCGGCGACAUUUUGAUGGGGGUCAAAUGCAAAAACAUUUAUGUACUGUGACUUAAUUGCAAGUUAAAGAACCCCAGCUGGUCAAAAUUAACCCGGAGCCUUCCACUAUGGCAUCCCUCAUAACCUGCUGUGUAGUUUCAGGACAUUAAACCCCACAAUUUAAUUUUAAGGGG